Messenger RNA from Lactuca virosa, 684 nucleotides. The record is from the annotation of a GenBank genome assembly. Lineage: Eukaryota; Viridiplantae; Streptophyta; Magnoliopsida; Asterales; Asteraceae.
GUAGCCGAAAACAGAGGAAGAUACUAAACAAAACAAACUGGAAACCCCAAACUCUCACCCAAUAACUUAUAAAUUCCUCCUUCAUCUCCAAUAGACUUUUCAAUUAAAAUUCUCAGCUUCUUCCAAAAAUUCAGCAAACUGUUCAACAAGAGAAGAAGAUCGAUGGCGAAAGAGGAAGUAUUCAUUGGUUCGAUCGAUCAAGGCACAACAAGCACCAGAUUCAUCAUCUACGAUAAACAUGCUCAAGCCAUUGGAUCUCAUCAAGUCGAGUUCACUCAAUUCUGCCCACAAGCAGGAUGGGUCGAGCAUGAUCCGAUGGAGAUUCUUGAAAGUGUGAAGACGUGCAUAACGAAGGCCGUUGAUAAAGCUACGGCUGAUGGGUUUAAUGUCGAUAAUGGUCUUAAAGCCAUUGGUAUUACUAAUCAGAGGGAAACUACUGUUGUUUGGAGCAAGUCUACUGGGGUUGCACUUUAUAACGCCAUUGUUUGGAUGGAUAAUCGAACAACAUCCAUUUGCAGGAAAUUGGAGAAAGAAUUAUCAGGGGGAAAAUCCCAUUUUGUGGAAUCAUGUGGUUUGCCAAUAAGCACAUAUUUUAGUGCACUGAAGCUCUUAUGGCUGCUGGAAAAUGUGGAUGCAGUGAAAGCAGCAGUUGAGAAAAGGAGAUGCACUUUUUGGAACCAUUGA